UACAGAGAGGUUCAUGCUGCCAGGUCCAACACAAAAGAGCAUCCAACAUCUGCCAACGUAACUCUGCUUCCUGUUGGAUAAAGGGGAGGGGAGCAUUCCUAGGAACAACAAAACCAGAAAUGGACUGCCACUUUUCUAUCUGGGGAGUUUUGGCCUUCCUGAGUUUGGCUCUGCUUUUUUCAUUGGCUCUAAAUAUUUCACACUGCAUGAAAAAGAAGCGAGCUAAAAUGCAUAAAGACUACGAAGAGAGCAAUCCAAGCUAUGAUGAAUAUCCCACAGAAGAUUAUCCAGUUUAUGGCAAUCUCAAUCAAGAUAUUUUAGAAGAAUGUUGUUACGAGCAGAUGAAGUCCCAGCCUCAGAGACCAGUUAACCACCUACAGGUGGAGUCUGCCAGUCAGAUGUGUUAUGCCUCACUUGAUCACAGUGUCAAAGGAAAACGAAGAAAACCAARGAGAAAGAAAGAUCCUUCAUUAGAGGAAGAUGAAGAAGAAAGAUCAUCUAACCCCAUGGUGGCUUCCAAAGUUAGCAUUUACCUCAAUAGUGAGCAGCUGGCUGCUGAAAACACGGCAAAAGAAGAAGCCAUUCACGAUGAUCCCAUCCGAUUAUUGGGCUUGAUUCAUAAUGCAAACGGAGAGAACCAAAGAUGAAGUGAACCAAAUAUGUGACCAAAUAUGAYUUCCUUUUUCAUUCUGGAGGAACAAUGAAUGAUUAGAGGCAAUAUCCUGGAAAACUGAUGUACUAAACAGUGGUAUGAAAUAAGUGUUCAGACUGUCUUCCAAGCAUAUUGAUAGACUGAGCAAGACAUAGGUAUAGGUCCAGACUGCUACUCAGAUGGAUCUGCCCUUCUGAAGACAAUUUGAAAGGGUUGCAGAAGCUGGUAUUUAUUCCAGUAAAAAUUGAUCCUGUUUUAAACAAUCAUCAGCUUUCAAGCAGUCCUAAAAGACCUCCAGCACAGUACAAAUAUUCUAUACCAAUGUUAACAGUAYUUUUCAAAUGAGUUUAUGUUUCGUACUUGCACAUUUGGUGAUUAGUUGUUUAACAAUUAAGGACUGAUCUGCUGUUCCACACUGUGAACUUUCCACUGUGACUGAUCUAUGGUAAUGACUGGAGAAUAAUUUAACAGCUGAUUUAAAGUAGCAAUUGUACAUCUCGCAAGACUUAACAGUAUCUUUCUAUAUCUUUAUUCUCCUUUAGAAAUACUAGAAUGCACCUCAAAUCUCAACUCCUCUACKAGUGUAACAUUGUAUCCUGCUGUAUUCAGAGUCCACAAAAAUAUUAUCAACCCAUCUGUAACAAUAAAUCUCCUAGGGAGGAUUUCUUCUUUCUAAUACUCUGUAUUAUGUUUAC
Molecule: messenger RNA, 1347 nt
Organism: Malurus melanocephalus (red-backed fairy wren)
Lineage: Eukaryota; Metazoa; Chordata; Aves; Passeriformes; Maluridae
Product: T-cell receptor-associated transmembrane adapter 1
Exons: 6
Coding region: 120-647 (175 amino acids)
Biological process (GO): negative regulation of receptor recycling; positive regulation of T cell receptor signaling pathway
Cellular component (GO): T cell receptor complex
Source: RefSeq, a predicted model, not a curated record